AUGGGGCAACUGUUCGAAGCAAUAUCAUACCAAGAAGAAAGUUUUCAAAAUCUUAUCGUUCGACUACCUAACGUAGCUGCAGAGCUACUAAUUGAAGGACACCCCCUGGAAUUGAUGGAUGGUGAUGCUGCACAUGUUCCCCUUACUUGGGUCACGGCAGUAUUAAAACAAGUACAGGAAAUACUAAAAAACCCUUCAAUCGUUGUCCUUUCAAUACUGGGACUACAGAGCACAGGAAAGUCUACUCUUCUCAAUACACUCUUUGGCGUUCGUUUCAGUGUGAGUGCUGGCAGAUGCACCAGAGGGGCAUUCAUGCAACUUGUACCACUACACCAGACUCUACAGCAAGAAUGCAAAUGUGAAUAUUUUCUUCUUGUGGACACAGAAGGAUUAAGAGCUCCAGAGCUAGAUGCAACGAAGACACAAAAUCAUGACAAUGAAUUGGCUACAUUUGUCAUAGGUUUAGCCAACCUCACAGUAAUCAAUAUCUAUGGUGAGACACCAGGAGACUUGGAUGACAUCUUACAAACAUCGGUGCAUGCAUUUUUGCGCAUGAAAGCAGUGAAACUCAGACCUGGAUGUCACUUUGUUCACCAAAAUGUGUCAGCUGUUAUGGCAGAUGAGAAAGGAAUGAUGGGAAGGUUUAACUUUAAAACCAAGUUGGAUGAAAUGACUGCAGCUGCAGCCAAAGAGGAACAUCUUGAAUCAGAGUAUUCUACUUUCAAUGAGGUUAUAAGAUUCAAUGACGAGAAGGAUGUUACUCACUUUCCCAAUUUGUGGAAAGGAGACCCUCCAAUGGCACCAGUUAAUUUUGGUUACAGCUUCAAAGCCAUUACCUUAAAGACAAAACUUGUUGAUUUUGCAAGGGAAAUGAGUGCAGGCCAUCACAUUAUUGUUUUGUCCCAGUUUGUUAACAUGCUCAAGCAGUUCUGGAAAGCAGUUCUCUAUGAAAAUUUUGUUUUCAGCUUUAAAAACACUUUGGAAAGCUCAACAUACACUUUUCUUGACACUCAAUUUGGAAAGUGGUCUUGGAGCUACCAGCAAGAUAUGCUAGAACGUGAGCAUGAUUUAGCAACAACAAUGGCAAACAGCUCUGAAGAUCCACAGGCCAGCACGAUCUUUGAAGAAGCUAAAAGCAUCCUUUUUGAAGAAGCGGACAGGAAGUAUCAGGCCCUCAAAGUAGAAAUGGAGAAAUUUUUUGCAGAGAGGCCAGAAAGGGAAAUAUUGAUUAAGUGGAAGAGUGAAACUGAAACACAACUACGUCACGUAAGAGAGCAGUUGAUGCGACAUGCAACAACACAUUGUGAGCAGGUGUGGAAAACAUACCUUGCUAAGGUCAAAAUGACAGAAAUUGCUGGCAAUCACAGGAUUGUUAUAGUUCGCCGAGUCAAAGCACUUGUUUCAGAUCUGCAGGAGAAGUUGGCCCACAAACAGCUAGGGGAAAAAUUAAAUGGAAAGCUAACCGACCAGGAGCUUGAGGAUAAAUUUGAGACCCAGUGGCAGGAAUGGAUAAAGGAGCUGCAAAAAAUGUCUGUACAGACACAGGCAGAGGAGAAGGAUAUAAAAUCAGAUGUGCAAUCUUCACUAAGGAAACUUUUUAAGGCUGAAGACUCUAUGUUAAUUAAAAAGCAGGAUCCUGCUCAAAAAGGUAUGUCACUGGAAGAGUGGGGUAAAAUAACCCCACAACUAUCAAACAAACAUGUCAUUGUCAAAGGAAGAAUUGAUUGGUUAAUAAGUAAAGUUGGCUUCACCACGUGGGAACCAUUAGUUGCAGAACAGACAAAAGCCAUUUUUGAUGAAGUAAAAAUGUAUUUAGAUACACUUAAAAACAGAGAUUUUCAUCCUAGUUUUACAAAUAAAGUUAUUCAGAUACUGAUGGAAGGAAUUGAUACCUUUAAAAAGAAUAACAAAGGUCUUGAGUUGACCAAAGAAUACAAAAUUGAAAUUGCUCUCAUCCUUUGUGGUUAUGCUCUUGUACGGUUUCAGAUAAUGGUGACUCAGUUUCGUGAACAAAAUGACCCAGUUAAGUGUUUUGAACAUCAAAAGAAAAGAAAGUAUUUGCAAAUGUUCAAGUACCUGUAUAACCAAACAGCUCAAGAACUUGCUGUAGCUCGGCUCUUUUGCAGUGACAUUGAACAUCAAGUUAGAAAGGAAGUUUUUAAUAGGCUUUCUUUGAAGAUUGUUUCUCAUCUGAGAGAUUACAGGGAGCCAGCAUACAUCGGGGAAAAAAGAGUACUGAUACAAAAGAUUCUACAGCGCAAUGGGCAGGAUCUAAGAAAUCACAAUUUUGACAGUUGUUCACGGUACAUUAUGCAUCCCACAUUAAGUAUCAGCUCUUGGAUAAGAAAGUUUACUGAAGAAUUCUGUGAUCAUGGUCAGCAAUCACGACGUAUUUCUGUCAUUGCAAACCGAAUAUUAGAAGAGCUUAUGAAGGCUAUUAGAGACACAGCUAAAGCUGUUACAAACACAUUUGUUGUGCAUGGAGACACCUUUCAGAUAGUAGUGUGGAUUGGAAAAUUUACAGAUCGAUUGCGAAGCGAGUUGGAGUUAGAUCGUUCAGAAAUGUGUGAACAGGGAGGAGUUCAAAAACUAGGAGAUAUUAAAUACUUCACUGAUGAGUUAGUAAAAGGGCUUAAAAUUGUUGAUAAUAAAUUACAAGAUGAAUUUCAGCUACUAACCUCAGCCGAUCUUGAAAGGUGCAGUGUCACCCCUUAUGCCGCACUAGAUGAUGGUGUUAAUGCAGUUUCUGGAUGCAGAGGGUCAUGUCCAUUCUGCCAUGAGCCUUGCUCCCGUGCUAAGGAUCAUGGUGGAGACCAUUUAGUUGAAGGAAACCGACACCGCCCACAGUGCAUGGGAGGUGUGAAGUACAGGGGAACUGAAGAAAUGGUUUUAACAACAUGCAAUGCUGAGGUAUAUGACAAUAGAUCAUUCUACAAGGACCAAACGACACAUAUCUUACACCCUUACAGAAGAGCUAGUGAAAUAUACCCAGGCUGGAAAAUCGAAGCUAGUACACCAGGUGAGUCACUCAACUACUGGAAGUAUGUUGUAGCUCAGUACAAGCAAAGGCUCAUGGAACUGUAUAACAUGAAAGGAAGCAAAAUUCCAACCGACUGGCAAAAACUGGAGUUGUCCAAUGCCCUUGCAGACUUUGCGGCAUGA
Molecule: messenger RNA, 3162 nt
Organism: Geodia barretti
Lineage: Eukaryota; Metazoa; Porifera; Demospongiae; Tetractinellida; Geodiidae
Source: the annotation of a GenBank genome assembly